AUGUUGCAGUGUGUACCUGGUAAACCAUUUGUUAUCAUGACUUUGCGUGGUCGUAACGAGUCACUUCCAUCCGUGAUGCUCUAUUCACACACCGAUGUUGUUCCCGCUCCUUUCAGUGAGGAGUGCUGGAAAUUUGCUCCUUUCGAGGCAGUGAAAGAUGUUGACGGGAAAAUCUAUGGCCGUGGUACGCAGGAUAUGAAAUCUAUUGGGAUCCAGUACGUUGAGGCACUUCGGCGGUUACUCGGUAGAGGCCAGCAAAAGUUUCUGCGGACGGUGCACAUCGUCUGGGGCCCAGGUCAUUUCUUUUUUUCGGCUCUUACACUGCUUACCACAGCCCUCUUUUUCUUCAAUAAAUUAUUUUUAGAAGAAGAAGUGGGUGGUGCAGAUGGUAUGGAAAAAUUUGCAGACGAUCCCAAAUUUGCGAAGCUGAAUGUUGGAUUUGUUCUUGAUGAGGGCCUUCCUACUGAAAACGACACUUUCAAAGUGUAUUUCGCCGAUAAGUGUCCAUGGUGGGUUGUAGUCUGCUGCCGAGGACAAGCGGGGCAUGGCUCGCAGUUUUUGGAGAACACCGCUGGAGAAAAGCUGCAGAGAGUGAUCAACAGCUUUAUGGGCUUCAGGGAGGAGCAGAAGAAAUUGCUCGAAAGCAAUAAAUGCCUCAAAGCGUGCGACGUUGUCACUGUCAAUUUAACAAAAAUUGAGCUAGCUGAAGUGAUGCGUCGCAAUUCCAGGGCGGUGUUCAGGCAAAUGUGA
Gongylonema pulchrum is the source of this 750-nucleotide messenger RNA. The record is from the annotation of a GenBank genome assembly. Lineage: Eukaryota; Metazoa; Nematoda; Chromadorea; Rhabditida; Gongylonematidae.